AUGGAGAACUCAGAGGUUAAGUCAGAGGCUGUCAAUGGCAUCGAGCCCGACGACGCCGACGAUGUUUCCAUGAUCGAUAUACCCCCGCAAGACCCGCCCCAACAAUCCCCAUCAAUAGCCACAACACCAGCAGCAGCCGCCACCGCAGCCGCCGCUCCCUCUCCGCUCCCAUCAGCGCAUAUCCCGACACCUGUACCUAUCCCAACGCCCGGCCAGCAACAAUCACAACAACCUCAAGUCCAACAACAGCAACCCUCGUCGCGCGCGACGUCGCAACAUCCAGACACCAUGCCUCCCUCCGCGACAGCGGCCGCAGCGACUGUUGCGGGGGGGUUUACCAUGCCUUCGGAAGCGACGCCGAAUGGUGCGCCGGUGCGCCAGUACCUUAACAGCAAGGUUACGGUGGUGUUGUUGGAGGGGAUGAAAUUGGUCGCGAAGGAGCAGUGA
Messenger RNA from Dichotomopilus funicola, 447 nucleotides. RefSeq lists its product as uncharacterized. Bases 1 to 447 code for a protein of 148 amino acids. The transcript has 2 exons. Lineage: Eukaryota; Fungi; Ascomycota; Sordariomycetes; Sordariales; Chaetomiaceae. The record is from RefSeq and is a predicted model, not a curated record.